AGCACAGACCAUCAUGAUCGUGUCCAACGACAAUUAUCCGUUUCAUCCGAUAGUAAAUUACUCGACGAUGACAUACGGGAGGAGACACGCGUUAUAAUGCGUCCCAAAAAGCCACCCAGACCAAAAUCGGAAGUUUUUCUCAACAAACAGGACCCGCAUCCACGACGAAAACGUUUUAGUGCAUUUGGCGGUGACUCACCGUUUGGAAAAUCAGAUGCCUACAUAAAAUUGGAGCCACUUGGCGAAGGUUCAUAUGCUACUGUCUACAAAGGAUUUAGCAAUUUAACUCAUCAACGUGUUGCUUUGAAAGAAAUUAGACUGCAAGAGGAAGAAGGUGCACCAUUUACGGCGAUACGUGAAGCCUCGCUACUGAAAGAACUGAAACACUCAAAUAUUGUAACCCUACACGAUAUUGUACAUACGAGAGAAACGUUAACAUUUGUAUUUGAAUAUGUGAAUACCGAUUUAUCACAAUAUAUGGAAAAGCAUCCCGGUGGUCUGGAUCAUCGUAAUGUACGCUUGUUUCUAUUUCAAUUAUUGCGUGGCCUGUCCUACUGCCAUAAACGCCGUGUACUGCAUCGAGAUGUGAAGCCACAAAAUCUAUUGAUAAGCGAUUGUGGCGAAUUAAAAUUAGCAGAUUUUGGUUUAGCACGAGCGAAAAGUGUUCCAAGUCAUACGUAUUCGCAUGAAGUGGUUACGUUAUGGUACCGUCCACCAGAUGUCCUACUUGGCAGCACUGAAUAUUCUACAUCGCUGGAUAUGUGGGGUGUUGGGUGUAUAUUUGUUGAAAUGGUCACUGGCAUGCCAACAUUCCCCGGUAUACGUGAUACAUAUGAUCAACUUCAUAAAAUAUUUAAAUUGCUCGGCACACCUACUGAGGAAACGUGGCCGGGUGUCACACAUUUUCCUUAUUACAAACCACGUAGGUUAGGGUUUUAUCGACCACAUAAAUUAGGUCACAAUUUUCCUAGACUUUAUGAUAUCGCCGAAGGUGAGGCGAUAGCAAAUGCCUUCCUGCAACUACACCCGGAACAAAGAAUAGGAGCUGAGGAGGCGCUGCAUCAUCCUUACUUUGCGCAGUUGCCAAAAAAAAAACAUCAAUAUUCACAGUGGAAGGUAUUCACCUGUUCCCUGAACCAAAUCGGCAGAACAAAUGAAAAUUAAAGCAAGUCCUUUCAGUGGACGGUGUACGUUUCUACUGUUAGCAGCAGCCAUAAAUGAUAAAUAA
This is a messenger RNA of Teleopsis dalmanni, 1228 nucleotides long. RefSeq names its product cyclin-dependent kinase 14-like. Gene Ontology annotation, molecular function: cyclin-dependent protein serine/threonine kinase activity; heme binding; ATP binding. NCBI's taxonomy places the organism in Eukaryota, Metazoa, Arthropoda, Insecta, Diptera, Diopsidae. Gene Ontology annotation, cellular component: cytosol; cytoplasm; nucleus. Gene Ontology annotation, biological process: protein phosphorylation. The record is from RefSeq and is a predicted model, not a curated record.